GUGCGCAUUCUGAUUGGGCCGCUGAGGUCUCAGAAAAACAGGUUGCGCCAUAUUGUCGGUUUCCGAGAGCGUUAAUGUUACGUCCCUGUGAAGAUGACAGAAUAGUAGGUGUCAUCUUAGUUGGAAACAUUUCUGCCAUGGCUUUGAUAACAUGCUUGCUUGUUAUGUUUAUUACUAGACGCUAACACGGUGAUUCAUUUGUCGUUCCUACGGCCUACAACCGUUCGCAUCGAUACGUUAGCCGAUGUUGUGAGUGGAGCGGCGGUGCCCCUCAUCACGCGCUUAACCUGUUUCUGCUCAGGUCUUAAACGUAUUUUAAAAGCUAACUUUAUCAACCCUAUACGCUAAGAUGGCGUUCACCGGGGCAACGGAAGACUCAUCUACGGAGGAUUGCACCUCUAAACAGGGGUCUAGUGUCUGCCUCCGAAGUCGACCAUACUCCAGCGAGAGGGACUCUCAGGUACGGGAUGUCAAAGCGGCUCUUCAGUCCAGACUGGGGCCCUACGAGCCCGUCCUGACCUAUCUACAGUCCGUCUUGUUGUGGGAGAGACCCUUUCAGUGUGUGCUUCUCUACACUGCGGUCAACGUUGUGUUCUGGUUCUUCGCCCUGACCACACUGCGCCUGCUGUUCCUGCUGGCUUCUGGUCUGGCUGUGAUUGUUUGUGUGGAUACCUGGAGGAGCAAGAUCUGGCCAGAGAUUAGAGUCAGAAACCUGGAUGAAUCAGAAAAUGAGAGCUGGGGUCUGGUGCAGCCUGGAAUCCUCAGUGUGCCUGAACUGUGCCACCACAUAGCUGAGGCCUGGGUCAGCGGAGCAGUUCUCAGCUCCAGUGUGGUGCAAUACAAACGACACAACCCUGGCAAGUUUUGCAUCCUGACCUGCGGCGUGUUCUCCUGUUUGGCAAUGGUGGGACACUACAUUCCCGGUUUGGUGCUCUCCUACUCUGCUGUGUUAGCUAUUCUCCUGGCACCUCUGGCAGUCUAUCACAGGGUUUUUCAGCAUGUGAGCGUGAAGCUGGAGCCAGUCCUGCAGCGGCUGGACUUCAGCGCUCAUGGAUACAUGAUGUCAAAGCCCAUUGAUAAUCAGUUCCUGCGGCGGCCUUUCUAUGGUGCUGCCUCAGGUGAAGCCAGUGACAGUGAGGAGGAGUUGGCUGCUUUCUGCCCUACAUUUGAUGAUGCUAUUGCUGCGAAGGAACUUGCACUGACUGACUCUGAGCACUCUGAUGCUGAGGCGUCCUACACUGAUAAUGGAACAUUUAACCUAUCACGUGGCCAGACUCCACUUACAGACGGCUCUGAGGAUCUUGACAGACACAGUGACGCUGAGGAAUCCUUUGCUCAAGAUCUCCCUGACUUCCCCUCCAUAAACCCUGAUGCCACUCUGAUGGAUGAUGAUGAUGACACCAGCAUCGGGCUACCUAGCCUGGGUCUGUCUGGGCUAGCUAGUCACCAGGCUUCAGUGCUGGAUAUGGAUGCUCAUUUGGACUCUGACCAGGAUGAUCUGGAUGCAGAAAUUUCUCUCAGCGGCCUGCCACCUGCCUCUGACUUCACUGGAGACUUGGCCGGAGUCAUUGCUAGCAGCAUGGUCCAGGCAGCACUGGCUGGGGUGAUGCAACCUCGAAUUCCUACCCAGCGUAGACCAGGCCCUCCCAAAGCUGGGGGCCACCGAAGUUAUCGCAAACAAUCCAGUUCUGAGCUGGACACAGACUUAGAUGUAGAAGACUUUGAAAUGCUGGAUCAGUCUGAACUGAGCCAGAUGGAUGCCCUUGGAAGAGGAGGGGGUAGUAGACAGGGAGAGAGCCAGGGGUCUAACUUCUUGUCUAGCCUGCUGGGUAAACCGCAGUAAGAUGUGCACGUGUGUGUGGUGUGUUUAUAUCUGUGUGCGUGACUGCGACUUCAUCUGCAGUGAACAUCGAUGAGCUGUGAAUGUGCAUUGUGAAGGAUGAUUUAUAGGUUUUUACAGCCCUGCUUCUUACAUUAUUGGCAUAAGUUCAUCACUGUGAAGGAAUUAAUUUUUUAUAUCUUUUCAAACUUUUUCUCUCCUACUUUUAAACCCUGAUAAUUUGGAAAACUUUUAUUUUGUAAGCUGAGCAAUAGGAAACACAACAAACCAUAAAACAAAUUCAUACAUUCACUAAACCAGCAUUACUGAACCUCCGCUUGUAACUUUAUGCAGCUCAAAGUUACAAGGGUACUUCCUGGUGACUAUAAAUGAAGAGCAACAGGAGGUCUAAAUAUACAGGGCUAUUUAACAUGGGACCAAAUAUGACAUUCCUGUUAGUUGAGCCGAGCCAUGCUGUUUUGAUAAAGCGAUUAUGGAGCAGCAUUUCAUGAUAUAACGUUCUUUAUUGAGUAGAAUGGUUGAGAGAUAAACCAGCACCCAGAUUUUGCCAAAGAACAGCCGUUUGUUUCUGUUUAUAUCAGUUCUCUGCUGCCCUGUCUUUUAACAUGUGGGUAUAAUCUGUUAGAAGAUUUAUUUGUUGUUACAGGUAUAGAGAGAUAAAAUUACAAUUUUUUAACACUUGUAAGCAGUUGUGGAUCUGGAUAGUAAUUCUUCUCUACAGUGAAGAUGGAUAAUAUUGACUUUACUUAAUAUUUAUUUUCCUGCUGUCUGACAUAUGAAGGCAUUUUGAUCCAUUUUUUGGGGCUUAUCCCUUUUAACAAAUGGCCCAUUACACUCCCAUGAAAUCUGAACCAGAGGCUCAUUUAAUGUAAUGUUUGUUGUUUGCUGUAUUUAUGAACUCGUGCCCCAUGAGUUCUUUUUUCCCCCUUUGUUUGAAUAACUUCAGGAUAUUUCACAUUUUCCUGCCCUUUAAUACAGCUCAUACCAUAUUGUGUCCAUAUUUAAUACCUUGAAUGAGCCAUCAGGUUUGUGUUUUACUUUUCAGAAGUAAUAUUUAAGCAAAUUUUCUUUAUAUCUUUUAUCAUCUUUGUAUUUUAGUCAUGGUGAACUUUUUAAGAGACAAGUCAAAUAUUCUUCAAUUCAUAAAUCUUUUACUAUUUUAAUGGAGAAAGAUGUUUACAUCAAAAUUUGGUAUAGAAAAUUAUCCUUACAGCCUGCUGUUAGUAUGUAAGGGUUUAAAGUGGCUGUCGUGUGCUGAUGGACAAACCACUGUCAAUAUGUCAAAAUGUUGCAGUGGAAAUGGCACUUCACGCUUAAGUGAGCCACACUGGGGAUUUAUUGAAAUGCAUUUAUCAAAGGUUUUUGAUCAUGUGUUGAGUAGAAAAUCAUAGCUGCAAAAGAUGAGCACAAUAGAAAUAAACCGCUGGAUCCAUGCUGUGAAGUAGGAAAUGUGUGCACUGAUUGCUGGGAUGCUGUGGCUAAAGAAAAGAAGGAGAACUUCAUACCAUUUUGUUUAACUUGGGUCGACCACCUCAGUUAUCAAGAAUGUUUGCUGCUCUGUGAAGUCACUUCCUCAGUGUGAGCAAUCUGUAGUCACUUUGAUAGUGUCAUGUGCAUAGUUGUGUAUUUUGUUCAUCAUAGCUGGUUUUGAUAUGCUUUGAUGUGCAAAUCAUAUUGA
Molecule: messenger RNA, 3518 nt
Organism: Monopterus albus (swamp eel)
Lineage: Eukaryota; Metazoa; Chordata; Actinopteri; Synbranchiformes; Synbranchidae
Gene: retreg3
Product: reticulophagy regulator family member 3
Exons: 9
Coding region: 350-1843 (497 amino acids)
Biological process (GO): reticulophagy
Source: RefSeq, a predicted model, not a curated record